AUGAAUCCUUCUGCGAAGUGGAGGAUAAAGGCAUCUCGGGUGGAGGAAGAUACGGUGGAUCCUCUCCCCACGAGCGCGCUGUCCCGCGAAGAGUGGGAUCAAGUGGCCCAGCUCAUGGAGAAGUUUGUGCCGCCUUACACGGCACCACUUGGACAGUGGAGCUCGAGGUUGCCGCUCAAUCACGGGCAGCGUCACUGGCAGGAGUUUUGCCUGCUUUGCGAGAAAGGAGCGACCGCUGGGCAUCUCGCGACAGAGAACCACAGCAAAGCAAUGGCCAGUUGGGAACGACGUGGCCGUCCAGAGCUGAUAAUCUCUCCACAGAGGUUCUCCGACAACGAACGCGUGCAGAUGUGCCUUCAAGGAUAUCUUCCCCGGUUCUCAGACGAGCAGCUUCGAGUGGUGAUGGCGCGGGUGCUCCAAACAGAAUGGUACAAAAGCCAGGGAAGCUACCAGGGCCCAGUGCCACUCGAGUCGUCGACUACCCCCUCGAAAUCGUUGACAGCAGCAGCUGGCAUAUGGACGGAGGAGCCGCCGCCCCCCAAGGUGUCGGCCAGACCAUACAACACCAGCCUCGAAGGAGAAGGCAUCGGCAUCGGAAGCUGCAGCGGCCUCAAAGGAGAAGGCAUCAACGGCAGCAGCGGCAAGGACUCCGUCAGCAGGGCCGAAGGAGAAGGGAUCAACGGCAGCAGCGUCAAGGCCUCCGUCAGCAGGGCCGAAGGAACGACCGACAAAGCGCUCAAAGGGGCGCCCAUGGCCCGAUACUAUCGGGGUGGCACGGAGAAGCACAGCUGCGCUACAGGGUGCCAAACCCUUGGAUCCCUUGGUGCCACAAGCUCGGAGCAAUUCGCCACAAGUUCUGAGCAGCUCGGAAGACUCGGAAGAGCGAUGGGGACACUGGGUCCCACAGCCGUCUUGGAUUCCGUCGCGCCGCCCGAUUACCCCUCCGAAAGGCUCGGGGUCAAUGGCACCGAAGACGCCCCCGAAAGCGGCGGCAUCUUCCCCGAAGGCGGCAUCUUCCCCGAAAGGGACGGCAUCUUCUCCGAAAGCGGCGGCAUCUUCUCCAAAGGCAGUGGCACCUCUUCCACGACCAGCAUCAGCGCCGCCUACCCCUACGGCGCCACUACCACCUCCUGCAGCAGGGCCCUUGACGACAGCACUGUUAGCCGGUGA
Symbiodinium necroappetens is the source of this 1170-nucleotide messenger RNA. NCBI's taxonomy places the organism in Eukaryota, Dinophyceae, Suessiales, Symbiodiniaceae. The record is from the annotation of a GenBank genome assembly.